AUGUACAAUGCCGGCUAUGGCUUUGGCAACCCGGCCUUCAACCAACCCGGAACGCCGCAGCAGCAACAGCAGCAGCAGCAGCAACCACCCCAACAGCAGCCUGGGCAGCCCAAUCCUCAAAUGAUGUAUAACCAACAACAGCAGUUCGCGGGUAUGGGAGCCCAGGGAGGCUUCAACCCCGGUGCCAAUCCCCAGAUGAUGCAGGGCAUGCCAGCUGGCAUGAUGCAAAACCCUGGGAUGGCCAAUAUGCCACCCAAUGGACAGAUGCCCGGAUACGGCCAACAGUUCCCCGGAGCCGGUUACGGUCAGAUGAUGCCCGGCGGCGGCGGCGGCGGCGGCAUGCCUCAAAACUUUGCGCCGAAUAAUUACAUGAUGCCCGGUGGCAUGCAGGGAUUUCCGAUGAAUCAACCGGGCAUGACCCCCCAACAGAUGCAAUUAAUGCAGAGGAUGCAGGCACAACAAGCAGCUCAACAGGCAGCCCAGCAACAGCAACAACAACAGCAACAACAACAACACCAGCACCAGCAUCAACAACAUCCCCAACAGCAGCAACAGAUGCCGCAGCAACCCCAGCAACAAAUACAACCGCAGCCGCAACAACCUCCACAGCCUCAACAGCCUCAGCCUCAACCCCAGCAACUUCACCAACCGCAGCUGAAUGCUGCCAUGCCACAGGUCUCUACACCUCAAAGACCACCGAGUGCAGCCCAAGGCACUCCCACGAACCCGAUGCAGCAGCAGCAGCAGCAACAACAAUUCUCGACACCACAGCCCCAGUCUCAAAAUCAAACUCCACAAAACGCGCAGCAGCAAUCCGCGAGUGGAACACCCCAAACGCCAACGUUCUCAGCCAACCACGGCGGUGGUAUGACCCUUCCUGCAUCGGGCACGCCAAUGAGUCCAGGUGCCGAGUCUAGGGAAAAGGAGAGGUUUGCGCUGCUCUUGGACAUCAACCAUGAGCUGCUAUACGAAUCAAUACAGAUUCAAACCACACAAUCGGAGCUUAAAAAGGAGAACCCCUCGCCAAAUGGCAAUCCGGCAGAAAGGAAACCCACCGAAGAGGAAAACCUGUUCCAGCAAGAUUAUCUUCAGUGUAUGAGACGACUACAGGCAAACCUGUCCUACAUGGCCGCCAUGGCAGACCGAAAACCGGAGGUUAAAGCACCUCCCUGCCCGGCGUAUCUCAGCGCGCCGCCCUUGAAUCUUUCGCUUAAGCUGAGAGCUGCACCAAUUAGGGCAGAAGGACAAGAUGCGAACAUUGAUCCCGUUGCGGACAGGGCUGAGCGAGACCAAUCAAUCAAGGAUCUGUAUCGUCGACUCCAAGCGGUCUUCCCGGGGUUUGACCCGAAGAAGGAGCCCGUUUUCCGCCCUGGUGCUGGACAAAAGGUUGGUGGUCAGGGGCCAAACCAAGCCAGUCCAACGGUUCCGCAAAACCCUCAGAUGCCAAACAUAACCGCACCGCCUGGCCACCCUGGGAUGAUGGGCUGA
Messenger RNA from Metarhizium brunneum ARSEF 3297, 1488 nucleotides. RefSeq lists its product as uncharacterized. The record is from RefSeq and is a predicted model, not a curated record. Lineage: Eukaryota; Fungi; Ascomycota; Sordariomycetes; Hypocreales; Clavicipitaceae.